Messenger RNA from Austrofundulus limnaeus, 648 nucleotides. It is a transcript of the gene sgta, whose product is annotated as small glutamine rich tetratricopeptide repeat co-chaperone alpha. Gene Ontology annotation, biological process: post-translational protein targeting to endoplasmic reticulum membrane. Gene Ontology annotation, cellular component: TRC complex; membrane. Lineage: Eukaryota; Metazoa; Chordata; Actinopteri; Cyprinodontiformes; Rivulidae. Gene Ontology annotation, molecular function: protein binding; molecular adaptor activity. The record is from RefSeq and is a predicted model, not a curated record.
GACGUCAUCACCCCGCGCCCACUGAGGUAUUAGCAGCGGAGCUACAGAGCAGCUAACGUCAGCUCUCCGGGGCUUUACCUGCCGGCCUCUCACCUGAACCACGGAGACUUCAGGCGUGUCCCUCAGCGAGGUCCAAAGCUCCAUCACCAUGAGCGACACCAAGCGUCUGGCCUUCUCCAUCAUCCAGUUCCUCCACGGUCAGCUGCAGUCGGGCUCUCUGACCCCAGACGCCCAGGAAAGCCUGGAAGUUGCUGCCCAGUGUUUGGAGACGGCCUUUGAAGUUUCCACCGAUGACCAGAGUCUCGCCGUCCCCGUGACGUUACCGGAGAUGUUCGCUGCUGCCACCGCCAAGUUCCCAGCCCCGUCACAGCCCAGCCCAGACUCUGGAGCCAGUUCUCCCACAGACGAGCUGAAAGCCGAGGCUGAGCGGUUGAAAAGUGACGGUAACGAUCAGAUGAAGGUGGAGAACUUUGCUGCAGCUGUUGAGUUUUACUCCAAGGCCAUCGCCCUGAACCCCCAGAACGCCGUCUACUACUGCAACAGGGCGGCGGCCUACAGUAAACUGGGGAACUACGCCGGCGCUGUGCAGGACUGUGAGCGGGCCAUCAGCAUCGACCAGAACUACAGCAAGGCCUACGGGAGGAUGGG